Myxocyprinus asiaticus (Chinese sucker) is the source of this 3160-nucleotide messenger RNA. RefSeq names its product abraxas 2, BRISC complex subunit (gene abraxas2). The transcript is spliced from 10 exons. Gene Ontology annotation, molecular function: microtubule binding; polyubiquitin modification-dependent protein binding. The record is from RefSeq and is a predicted model, not a curated record. The coding region runs from base 348 to 1397 and encodes 349 amino acids. Gene Ontology annotation, biological process: attachment of spindle microtubules to kinetochore; mitotic spindle assembly; protein K63-linked deubiquitination. Gene Ontology annotation, cellular component: nucleus. NCBI's taxonomy places the organism in Eukaryota, Metazoa, Chordata, Actinopteri, Cypriniformes, Catostomidae.
CGCGUAUGUUUCCAUCAUGGCGGCGUCAAUUUCGGGUUACACUUUUAGUUCUGUGUGUUAUCACAGCGCCAACAGCAAUUCCGACCAUAGUCCUCCGUUAUACUGGAGAAUCAAACUGUUCUAACUGUAGAAUCCUCCAGCACCGGCAACAGAGGAACACAGAGAAGAUGAAAAAAAAUUAUCGACAUAGAUUUUUGCAGAUCAUCGACAGUUCCAAAAAGCAACUAUCGGCACUGAUUAAUCGGAAGGCUUCCUGUUGGGAGAAGUGAGACAGGAGGAGACUUUAAGCAUCAGUGACUCACACAUCGGUAGCUCAGAAUUCCUCAAUGUAAUAGAGGUCCAUAAUCAUGAACCUUGUGCACAACUGUUUAGGUAAUGUCAAUGAAGAAAAUCUCAACAGAAUCCUCAAGGACAGGAGAAAAAAUGUUAUCGGCUGGUACCGGUUUCGAAGGAACACCCAACAGCAGAUGUCAUUCAGGGAGCAGGUGAUCCACAAGCAGUUGACCCAUAUACUUGGCAUCCCAGAUCUCGUCUUCCUUCUCUUCAGCUUCAUCUCCACCGCCAAUAGUUCCACACAUGCUCUGGAGUAUGUGCUCUUCAGGCCCAACAGAAACAGGUAUAAUCAGAGGAUAUCUCUAAGCAUCCCAAACCUGGGUAACACCAGUCAACAGGAAUAUAAAGUCUCUUCAGUGCCCAACACCUCCAAGAACUACGCUAGCAUCAUUAAAGAACAUGGGGCUGAGUUCUUCGAUAAGGAUGGGGUGAUGAAAGACAUUCGAGCUAUUUUUCAGGUGUACAGUGCUCUACAAGAAAGGGUGCAGGCAGUGUGUUGCGAAGUGGAUCAAAGUGAACAAGUGAGGGAGAAAAUCCAAGAGGAAGUGAACAAACUCAAAGAGGAAAUCACUCUCAGGAAACGUAACACCGCUGAGGAAGAGAGAAGACUUCAAGAAGCAACCAACACGGUUGUCACACUUCCAGAUGACUCCGCGCUCUCCGACCCAUUACACUCUUCACUGACACAAGUGGUGUUCUCAGGUCCCUCGGUGGAGCCCAGUUUAAAGAGACCUGUCAACUCAUCUUCUCCACCACUUUACAGCACCGCACUGCCUCCAGAUCCACCAAGCACUAUCCUGCUGCCUCGACCCCAAGCUGUGGGCUCUCCCGGCCACCCGUCUCCCAGUCUGGGCUUGGGCAACGGAGACGGCUCCAGCUCAGAUUCUUUGAACCGUCAAGCCACCGGCCAGGAAGAUGAGGAUGAUGAUGAUGAGGACAGUAGCGAGUAUGAGAAUUUAGUUAGCGAGCAACUGCAGCCGCCUUCCAUAACAGAAGCUGUCACAUUGGGACGACCGGCUACCCUGUGGCCUGAUGGAGAUGCCCACAGCCCGCCGGGCUCAUAGUGAUGAAACAAAGUGGGAAUAUAGACAAAUAAACAGAACUAGCUUUCAUUGUGAGGAGGAGAAAGGGGUGAAUGGGUUUUGGCAGGUGGUGUUCAGAACACAAGUAAGCACUUGCCUUUUGGAGUUAUAGAUACAAGUUAUGACAAUGCUGUCCUAUUGUACACAUUUUAAGGGAAAGUUUACCAAAAUAUGAAAAUUCUGCCAUUUACUCACCCUCAUGUUGUUCUAAACCCAUAUGACUUUCUUUCUUCCAUGGAAUAAGAUGGCUAACAUUCAGCCUAACAAAUCCGUUUUGUAGUUUGCAUGUUUGGAACUACAUGAGGGUGAGUAAAUGAUGACACGAUUUUCAUUUUUGGGUGAACUGUUCCUUUAAGGAAAAUUGCUGAGCUUUGAGCAGGGGAGUUCAUUGUAUUGAGAUUGCAAUGCAUCCCGUGCAGAAUUGUGAAGUGGUGACGGAAUAAUAUCCCCAGCCAUGUACUGACGGGCCAUUUCAUCCUCUCCUCUCUGGAUUUGUUGGGGUGGUGAGAUGCAUCCUGCUUACUGGUUAUCUCUUGGCAUCUGCUACAUACCCACUGGGAUCAUUCAGUUCUUACACCAUUUACGUCUUCUACUGUUUUGCCUUCUUUUGAUCUGCAUUUGAAUAGAAAAGCAAAGGGAAUGUUUUUGUUUUUGCGGCCUUCAAACUCAUCUCUAUGUGAGCUUGCACCAUGACUGUUGUUCAUUGUUUCGCUUCACAAAUAUGAUGGAUGGAAACAAAAUUGUAAAAAAAAAAAAAAAUGCAGUUAUUAUAAUUGCUUUGGACUGCACCACUCUGAUACUGAUCUAGAACAGUUUUUGUUCUGGAAAAGUUGUUUUGUUUUUUGAUUUGAUCAGUUUUGUUCUGUUGAGUAAUAUUAAUGGCCUGCUCAUGAAAACCAACAAAAACAAUAAUUUUGGUCAAGGAUUAUACAAGUUAACUCUUUGAUAAGGGGUGCUUGUUCUAUUUUUUUUUUUUUUUUUUAAUGACGUAAUGUAGAUCAUUAAUAAUUUCACUGGUCUGAUUUAAAAUGACUUCUUCUAGAAUGACUUGUUCUAAUGAAUGAACCAAUAAUUAUAUUCUUUUCUGCUGCUCUUCAAACAAACAUUUUUACCAUUGAGCUUUAACUGAAGUUACCAGUUACACAGUUUGACUGAGUAUAUCAGAAUUCUGAGCUGAAAGGGUCAAUGAUCAAACUACAGUCUCAUCAAUCUCAGGAUUCUUUUACAGUACCAGAACUGUUUUUUUCUCUCCAUCUUAUCCUCAUGCAUUUAUUCCUUAGUUUAUUUUUUAAAAAUGUCCAAACCAAUGCAAUGGUGGUUCAGUUUAGUGCUCUGUGAUAAUGUGAAGUAAAUAUUUCAGCUGUAUGCAGCAGAUGAAGAACUUCAUAAAAGGUAGAUUAAGCUUACAGAGUAGCACAGUAUCUGUUGGAUGUUUCGUAAUGUCUUAUUCACUUUCAACUGAGGCUUUUUCCCUGUUUAGUUUGUUUGGGGAUGAAUCUCACAACAUUUCAUGUUCAUACUCCACUGCUAAAUCAAAAGAAAAGAUUGUCGACGUGCAUAAAGAAAAUGAAGCCUAUUUUAAGGACUGUUAACAUUGUUGCAUGGACAUUAUGAAGACAAUUAAGCACCCCCCUGUAAAUUCACAUUGCAGUAAUGCAUCUGAUUGCCUAACUUUAUUUAUUUAUUUUUUUUAUUAUAUUUUUUUAGUUUUCAAUUAUCAUUCUUAACUAUUCUUAUUACUGAAA